This is a messenger RNA of Populus trichocarpa (black cottonwood), 1604 nucleotides long. RefSeq names its product zinc finger protein ZAT3. Bases 373 to 1329 code for a protein of 318 amino acids. NCBI's taxonomy places the organism in Eukaryota, Viridiplantae, Streptophyta, Magnoliopsida, Malpighiales, Salicaceae. The transcript has a single exon. The record is from RefSeq and is a predicted model, not a curated record.
UUUCCCACCUAAAUCACCAAUAAUUAGCCUCAAUUGGAGACAGACACUAUUUUUCCAAGAGUAAAUUACUGGUAUUCUAGUGUUAAAUUAAUUAGCAGAAAAUCCUUUUUAUGGCCAUAAUCUCAACGUGAGAGAUUAGUGUGGGUUAGGCAGUUUGAUUAGUGCUAACAAAGAGUCACCAUGUUUCAAGCACCUUGUGGAUAACUACAACAAACAAAACACAUAGAAACCGCCACUUCCUCACAUUCUAUUAACUGCCAAUAACUGCCAUUACAUCUACAUAAGCAACCUCUUCUCCGGUCGUUACAUUUUUUUUCUUUCUUUCUUCUUCUUUCUCGUUCAAUCUCCAUAACCUUUACUUCUCAAACAGUGAUGACAAGCCAUAAUACUGAUCCCGACCCUGAUUUCUGCCUUCCAUCAUCUUCUUCAAUCCCUACCACAUACCACCAUCAAAACCCACGUAAAAAAAGGACUAGGCUGAUCAAGAUUGAACCAAGUUUGCUUCCUUCUAGUACAAUAUCUAGGCCAAAAUAUUACAAUAAACCUGACCCUUCUGCACCAAAGAUCACAAGACCUUGUAGUGAGUGUGGCAAGAAGUUUUGGUCAUGGAAAGCACUCUUUGGUCACAUGAGAUGUCACCCUGAAAGACAAUGGCGUGGCAUUAAUCCACCUCCCAAUUAUCGUAGGCCCGUUUCGCCUAUUGAUCAGCCAGUAAGUAUUGCUAAUCCUACUAACUGGGAAGACAUGAUGACUGCAGAGGAUCAUGAGGUGGCUUCUUGUUUGUUAAUGUUGGCUGAUAGUGAUGGUGCAGCAAUGUUGGAGGGUAAUGAUUUUGGCGGUGGGGUUGGUGCUAGUAGUUCUCAUCAAGUUCAAGAUCAUGAUCUAGUGAAUUGUACUCGUUUCGAGUGUUCAAGUUGCAGGAAGGUUUUUGGGUCACACCAGGCACUAGGGGGUCACAGGGCAAGCCAUAAGAAUGUGAAGGGUUGUUUUGCAUUAACAAGGAGUGAUGGUUGUGAGGUUGUUGAGGAUCAUGGUGGGAGUGGUGAUGUGAAGGAGAACGUGGAAGAUAACAGCAAGGCAUUGUUGGUGUUAGGGCACAAGUGCAGUAUUUGCUUGAGGAUGUUUCCCAGUGGACAGGCACUUGGUGGACACAUGAGGUGCCAUUGGGAGAAAGGCGAAGAGAACUCAUCAUCCAUGAAUCAAGGACUUCAUUUCCUUACAGCAAAGGAAGGUUGUGGGUUGGACCUCAAUUUGCCUGCUCCAAUGGAAGAUGAAUCAUCCUCUUCUUAUUCAUCAGGUCUCACUUUGGACUUGAGAUUGUGCCUCUGAAGGAAGUCUGGGCUCUUUCCUUUUAAGGGUUCUUUCACUAAAAAUUUGUUAUGUAACUGACAUGUAACCUUAGCUUAAUUAGGAUAUACUAGUAAUCUGUGUAUCAUUGAUUCUGCUGCCCCAAAUUUGGGAGGCGUUAUAUGUAUGCACUUACAAGUAUGCAAAAACUCUUCACUACUGCUUAUCAAUAGUAUUUUUCGGAGUUCAAUCCAUAAUUUUUGAGAACACAAAUGAAUAUUUAUUUAACCACAAGGACUGAUCAUUGAAACACUGAC